Messenger RNA from Culex pipiens pallens (northern house mosquito), 1055 nucleotides. Its product is annotated as histone-lysine N-methyltransferase SETD1B-like. Gene Ontology annotation, molecular function: histone H3K4 methyltransferase activity; protein binding. The record is from RefSeq and is a predicted model, not a curated record. NCBI's taxonomy places the organism in Eukaryota, Metazoa, Arthropoda, Insecta, Diptera, Culicidae. Gene Ontology annotation, cellular component: Set1C/COMPASS complex.
AUGGACGUGGUAGAGUCUUCGCUUAUGAAGGAGUACGUAAUCACCCGGAUGUUGGUCAUCUUGAACCUCAUCCAGAACAGCUUCAUCCACAACACGGUGCGGUGCUGCCUGGUUUGCCUGUACAGCAGUCUGGGCGUUCCAGAAGACCCGCUGGCCGUCGCCGAACUGUUCGACAGUCAAGGGUGGUGUGUAUCAGGUCGCGUUCGAUCUGUCCGAAACGGCAACCCAGCAGUUUCUGCCCAAAUUCCCAUAGAGGUUCAGCAGCAGCAGCAGCCGACUGCGACUGAGGUCGCGCCAGUCGUCCAAACCCAGCGAUCUGCAGGUCGACCAAAUGAAGACCCGAACGCCCCCAAGGCCAAGUACAAGAAGGACAAAGCAGCUGCGGUGACAGCAGCUACACUACAAACCUUUGCCGCCGCGGCAGCCACUUUUUCGUCAGCAGCAGUUCACGUUCAUGCCCGGCCAAAGUACCACGAUCGGGAUAUCCGGACACAAAUGUCCAUGCUGCACAAUUUCCUAACGCGCGGGUUCGACGCCGAGGACGUUCAGGACACCGACAUCAAACAGCACUCGACAGGGUCGGUGCGAACGCUAAGCUUUUGCAAGAUAGGCCCGCGGGAAAAGGCCAAAUACCUCCAUCUGUGCGGUACGGCAGCCGAAAACCACCUGAAGAACAUCGAAACGGCCAAGGCCGUGAGCCAGGUGGUGCGCCCGUCGGUGACGGAUCUGCGCGAGACCAAGUACGAAGCGAUCGGCAUCAGCAGCACGUACUUGUUCCGGAUCGACAUGGAGACCAUCAUCGACGCGUCCACGUGCGGCAACCUGGCCCGGUUCAUCAACCACAGUUGCAAUCCCAACUGCUACACCAAGGUCAUCACGAUCGAGUCGGAGAAGAAGAUUGUGAUCUACUCGAAGCAGCCGAUCGGCGUCAACAAGGAGAUCACGUACGACUACAAGGUCCCGCUCGAGGACGAGAAGAUUUCAUUUUAUUGAGUGCGCAAUUCUUGUUAAAUACAGUUAUUUUUCAGUAAGAUGACAAAUAUAAUGUGUUAAUA